AUGGCUUCAGAAAUCCCAAAAGGCCGCGCCAAUGUUACUGCUCCGACCCCUCAGAACACUCCUGCCUCCAAUGCGCCAAUAUCCUCUCAUGCGCAGGCCCCUACGAUCGGUGACAUUCAAGAAGAGGAUCUUGACCGCGUCACGGCCGCUUCCAUAUUCGCCAAAAACCCGGCUCUGGUCUCAAUGAUGCAGCAAAAACUUGGCUCUCUCAUCGGCCGACCUUCCGGCUACAUCGAGUCCCUCCCAGAGAACGUCCGUCGUCGUGUUACCGGUCUGAAAGGAAUCCAAAAAGACCACGCAAAGCUAGAGGCCGAAUUUCAAGAAGAAGUCCUCCAACUCGAAAAGAAAUACUUUGCCAAAUUCACCCCCCUGUAUGAAAAACGAUCCGCCAUUGUCAAUGGCGAAGUUGAGCCGACCGAAGGUGAGGUCGAAGCUGGGAAGGCCGAUGAGGAUGAGGAAGAUGAGCCCAACGAGGAGCAAGAUCAGGAGGACAAGGCUGCACAAGAGGAUGUCAAAGGCAUCCCAGAGUUCUGGCUUACUGCCAUCAAGAACCAGAUCUCUCUGGCAGAACUCAUUACCGAUCGCGAUGAGGAGGCUCUUCGCUCCUUGACCGACAUUCGCAUGGAAUACCUUGACCGACCGGGCUUCCGCCUAAUCUUUGAAUUCGCUCCUAACGACUUGUUCACCAACAAGUCUAUCUCCAAGACAUAUUUCUACAGAGAGGAGAGCGGCUAUGGCGGUGAUUUCAUCUACGAUCACGCAGAAGGCGAGAAAAUCGACUGGAAGGCCGGGAAAGAUCUAACUGUUCGCAUUGAGAGCAAGAAACAGAGAAACAAGAACACCAAGCAAACGCGAGUCAUCAAGAAGACUGUCCCUACCGAAUCAUUUUUCAACUUCUUCUCUCCGCCAGUCGCCCCCACUGAUGACGACGAUGUGGCCUCGGACAUCGAGGAACGACUCGAGCUUGAUUAUCAAUUGGGCGAGGACAUCAAAGAGAAGCUAAUUCCUCGUGCCAUCGACUGGUUCACAGGUGAUGCCUUGGCCUUCGAGGAGUUCGAGGACGCGGAAGACGCCGAGUUUGAUGACGAAGACGAUGAAGACGAUGACGACGAGGAAGAGGCAGAAUCCGAUGAGGAUGAUGAGGAAGAGGGUGGCAAGCCCCGAUCCCAACAACAAUCAGAGUGCAAGAACCAGUAG
Exophiala aquamarina CBS 119918 is the source of this 1197-nucleotide messenger RNA. RefSeq names its product nucleosome assembly protein 1-like 1. The coding region runs from base 1 to 1197 and encodes 398 amino acids. Gene Ontology annotation, biological process: nucleosome assembly. The transcript has 5 exons. The record is from RefSeq and is a predicted model, not a curated record. NCBI's taxonomy places the organism in Eukaryota, Fungi, Ascomycota, Eurotiomycetes, Chaetothyriales, Herpotrichiellaceae. Gene Ontology annotation, molecular function: histone binding; chromatin binding. Gene Ontology annotation, cellular component: nucleus; chromatin.